Cladophialophora carrionii CBS 160.54 is the source of this 3798-nucleotide messenger RNA. RefSeq lists its product as uncharacterized. The record is from RefSeq and is a predicted model, not a curated record. Lineage: Eukaryota; Fungi; Ascomycota; Eurotiomycetes; Chaetothyriales; Herpotrichiellaceae. The transcript has a single exon. Gene Ontology annotation, molecular function: ribonucleoside binding; DNA binding; DNA-directed RNA polymerase activity. Gene Ontology annotation, cellular component: RNA polymerase II, core complex. The coding region runs from base 1 to 3798 and encodes 1265 amino acids. Gene Ontology annotation, biological process: DNA-templated transcription.
AUGGCGGACUACGAUGAAAAGUAUGAGCUGAACGGCUAUGGUGAAAAUGGCGCCUACGAUGAAGUUGACGUCGGUCAAGAUGAUAUCACAUCUGAAGAUUGCUGGAAGGUCAUCAGUUCGUUCUUUGAAAUCAAGAAACUCGCGUCUAUGCAGAUAGACUCGUUCAAUCACUUUAUGAGGGCUGGAUUACAAGACCUCAUCAACGAGAAGGGCGGCGUCACACUUGACCAUGCCCAAAAUGUCGACGACGACGACCCAAAUCCUGUUGUCAUUAAGCGACACGAAGUCAAAUUUGGCAAGGUUUCUCUCAGCAAGCCCAACGUGACCGAAGUCGAGGGUACCACAGCAGAUUGCAUGCCUCAUGAAGCCCGGAUGCGAAGUCUGACCUACGCGAGUCCCGUCUUCGUGAGGAUGAGCAGAAGAACAUGGUACGCGAAGGAAAAGCCGUGGCAGGAAGACUCAAGAUACGAGGUUGUUCAGAGUCAGAGAGACGAUGGCUCUCAGCUGUAUUGGAGACAGAGCGACGACCCCGAUGAUAACGAAGCUGAAAAGGACGUUUUCCUCGGCAAAGUCCCUAUUAUGGUCAGAAGUAUGACCUGCCACUUGGUGAGCGAACAGUUUCAAGGCGAGAGAGACUUGUUCGCGUGGGGAGAGUGCCCCUACGAUCAGGGUGGCUACUUCAUCAUAAACGGCAGCGAAAAGGUCCUCAUUGCGCAGGAACGGAGUGCCGGCAAUAUCGUGCAGGUGUUCCAGAAGGCAGCGCCGUCUCCAUUCACCCACCUUGCCGAAAUCAGAUCCGUCAUUGACAAAGGUGCCCGCAUGAUGUCGCAAUGCACAGUCAAACUCUUUCGAAGAGUCGACGGUCCCGAUGGUACCAAGAUUGACAAUCCUAUCCGGGUCCAGCUUCCCUACGUCAAACAGGACAUUCCCCUUGUCAUCGUCUUUCGCGCCUUGGACAUCGUCUCCGAUGCAGAUAUCCUAGAGAAGAUCGUGUUCGACCAAAGUGACAAAGAGAUGAUGGAUAUGCUGAUGGGCUCGCUACAAGAAGGUCAGGCUAUUCAGGGCGCGGACCUGGCUCGUGACUUCAUCGCACGCCGAGGAACUGUUCCCACGCUCAAGAGCCACGAACGACAAAAACACGCCAUCGAUAUUCUGACGAAGGAGUUUUUGCCUCACAUCGGCCAGACCGCGGAUGCCACUGCCCGCAAAGCGUUCUUCUUGGGCUACAUGAUCAAUCGGUUACUAAAGUGCGCUCUAGGGCGAGCCGAACCCGAUGAUCGAGAUCACUUGGGAAAGAAGCGGCUUGACCUUGCCGGUCCUUUGAUGACAAACUUGUUCCGCUUGCAACUCGACAAGGCGACCAAAGACUUCUAUCGAUACAUGACGAAGCGCGUAGAGGCUGGCCAACAGAUCAACAUGACAGCCGGGUUCAAAAACCAGAUGAUCACAACCGGGCUGAAGUAUUCAUUGGCCACUGGCAAUUGGGGCGAUCAGAAGAAACUGGACAAGGCGAAGGCUGGCGUGUCUCAGGUGCUCAGUCGUUACACUUUUGCCUCUACCUUGUCUCACCUUCGUCGAACCAACGCACCCAUCGGCCGAGAAGGCAAGAUUGCAAAGCCUCGCCAGCUCCACAAUACCCAUUGGGGUUACGUUUGCCCUGCUGAAACGCCUGAGGGUCAAGCUUGCGGUUUGGUCAAAAAUCUGUCACUGAUGUCGAUGGUCACAAACGCGUAUGAGACCAAGCCAUUGACGGACUAUAUCAUGUCUCUGAAUGUUGAGGCGCUAGAAGAUUGGGAACCUCGAUUAAAUCCUCAAGCCACCAAAGUCUUCGUGGACGGUGUGUGGUUUGCUGUUGUUCUGCGAGAUCCCAAGCGAUUGGUAGAUGACCUUCGCAAGCUACGACGAAAGGGCACGUUCGAUCAGCAAGUCAGUCUGGUCUGGGACAUCCGAGAAAAAGAGUUCAGGGUCAGUGGUGACUCGGGCAGGAUUAUUCGUCCGCUUUUUAUCGUCGAAACAGAUCGAGGCUCACCUAAUCGGGGGAAUCUUGUCCUCAACAAGGAACACAUCCAGAGGCUGGACAACACUGCCAUCCUGAAAGAGGACGGCUACGAUUGGUCAGAAGUCAAACCGUAUGGCUGGAACGAGCUCUUAGAGGAUGGUGUUGUCGAAUACCUCGACGCCGAAGAGGAAGAGACAGCCCUGAUCAUCAUGAGCCCCGAAGCCUUGUCAGAUGCCAACGCGAAGAAGGCGGGCCUUGACAUUGAGCCAGAAGACGACCCAUUGCGAAGAAACGAUCCUCCACUGGUCCGCGGUGGCGAAGGCUUCACGCACUGCGAGAUUCACCCCAGUAUGAUCUUGGGUGUCUGUGCCAGUAUCAUUCCUUUCCCCGAUCACAACCAGUCGCCCCGUAAUACCUACCAGUCCGCUAUGGGUAAACAAGCUAUGGGCGUCUUCCUCACGAACUUCGACCAGCGUAUGGAGACGAUGGCGAACAUUCUCUAUUACCCUCAGAAGCCGCUUGCCCGGACCAUGGCAAUGGACUACCUAAAGUUCCGAGAACUUCCUGCGGGACAGAACGCGAUUGUCGCGAUCGCAUGUUAUUCCGGCUACAACCAAGAAGAUUCCGUCGUCAUGAACCAGAGUUCUAUCGAUCGAGGCCUUUUCCGGUCGCUGUUCUACCGAACAUACCAGGAUCAGGAGAAGAUUGUUGGCCAUGCAGUGCUCGAGCAAUUUGAAAAGCCCACGAGAAGUGACACACUUCGUCUCAAGCACGGCACCUACGACAAAAUCGAUGAAGAUGGUAUUGUCGCGCCCGGCGUGCGCGUCAGUGGUGAAGAUAUCAUCAUGGGCAAGACUGCACCCAUGGCACCAGAUGCAGAAGAACUGGGGCAAAGACAGAAACAACACAUCAAGAGAGAUGUAUCGACACCUCUACGGUCUACCGAGUCGGGCAUCGUCGAUCAAGUCAUGCUGUCGACGAACUCUGAGGGUAAUCGAUUCGCAAAGGUCAGGGUCAGAACGACAAAGGUACCCCAAAUCGGCGACAAGUUCGCAUCGCGCCACGGUCAGAAGGGUACCAUUGGUAUAACCUACCGACACGAGGAUAUGCCCUUUACACGGGAAGGCAUUGUUCCAGAUCUGAUCAUCAACCCGCACGCCAUUCCCUCACGCAUGACGAUUGCGCAUUUGAUCGAGUGUCAACUCUCCAAAGUCGCCACGCUCAGAGGAGACGAAGGCGAUGCCACACCAUUCACAAAAGUCACCGUGACUCAGAUCUCGGAACUGCUCCGACGGAUGGGGUACCAUUCCCGCGGCUUCGAGGUCAUGUACAACGGGCACACAGGGCGCAAGCUCGUCGCUCAGGUUUUCCUGGGUCCCACAUACUACCAGCGUCUAAGGCACAUGGUCGACGAUAAGAUCCACUCUCGUGCCCGCGGCCCUACGCAGAUCCUGACGCGCCAACCUGUCGAGGGUCGCGCCCGGGACGGUGGUUUACGGUUCGGAGAGAUGGAGCGCGACUGCAUGAUUGCGCACGGUGCAUCUUCGUUCCUCAAGGAACGCCUCUUUGACGUGUCGGAUCCGUUCCGUGUCCACGUAUGUGACAUCUGCGGCCUGAUGACCGUCAUCGCCAAACUCAAGAAGAGCACGUACGAGUGCAAGAACUGCAACAACAAGAACAAGAUCAGUCAGAUCCAUAUUCCGUAUGCGGCAAAGUUGCUGUUCCAGGAACUGUGGAGCAUGAAUAUCGCGGCACGGUUGUACACCAAGAGAGCAAAAGAUGACAAGGCCGGGCUGUAA